Messenger RNA from Funneliformis geosporum, 2021 nucleotides. NCBI's taxonomy places the organism in Eukaryota, Fungi, Glomeromycota, Glomeromycetes, Glomerales, Glomeraceae. The record is from the annotation of a GenBank genome assembly.
AUGAAUAAUAAAUUUCGGAAAUUAUUUCCUAUUUUUAUCCACCAAAAAAACUUAGUUUAUCUAGACAGUUCAGGCACUAGUUUAAAACCUAAAACUGUUAUUCAAGCCAUUAGCAAUUAUUACGAAAAAUAUUCAAUCAAUACUCAUAGUGAAGGGAGUAGUUUUUUAGCCCAAGCAGUCCGCCAAAUUAUUCACCAAACUCGGCAACUAAUUGCCCAAAGAAUUAACGGAACAAAGGAAGAAGUAGUGAUUUUUCCCUCCACUACUUAUUCACUAAACAUUCUAGCCUUAUCACUGAAAAAUUAUUUGCAACGAGGAGACAAAAUUUUUUUAACUCAUUUAGAACAUAGUUCUAAUUGUUAUCCUUGGCAAGCCAUUGCUCAGAAAAAAGGAGCCCAAGUAGAUUUUUUACCACUAACUAAAAAUUUCAUAAUUGAUAUUGAUAAGUUAGAGAAUUACAUUGAUAAAAAGACUAAAAUAGUUAGUUUUUCCCAUAUGAGUAAUAGCCUCGGAGUAAUUAAUCCGGUAGCAAAAAUCACGCAAAAAAUUAAAGAAAUAAAUCCUAAUUGUCUAGUAAUAAUUGAUGCUUGCCAAAGAGGGGGGAAAAAAAAGAGUCCUAAGGAAAAAUCAAAUUAUGUUCUGCCCUUGGCUCAAAAGUUUGAAGUAGGUACUUUGCCCCUGGCUCAGAUUUUUGGUUUGCAAGCCAGUUUUGAAUUUCUUAAUAAUUUAGAUAUUAAAGAAGUCUCUAAUUAUGAAAAAGAGUUAAAAAAUUACGCGAUCAGUGAAUUAAAAAAAUUAGAAAAAAUAACCAUCUAUAAUAAAGAUUUGGAAACUAUUGACAUUGUUCUUUUUAACUUACAAGGCUAUCACGCUCAUGAUGUAGUUGAAUAUUUAGGGAAAAAUAACAUUUUAGUGCGAGGGGGGAAUUUCUGCUGCCCUUAUUUAAAAGAAUUAAUUGGAGUAGAAAGCGCUAUCCGAAUUUCUCUUUUUAUUUAUAAUACUAAGGAUGAUCUAGAUAAAUUAGUUCACUCCUUAAAAAACAUCAUUAAAAAACCAGAAUUAUUAAUGGAUAACAAAAAAUAUAAAGACACUCUUCUAUUACCGAAAACUUCUUUGCCACUAAAAAAUUUUCAUCCGACCGAGACCGAAAAAAAGUUCCGUCCACCUUACGCUAACGGCAAACUUCACAUUGGACAUUUUUUAAACUUUACAAUUAAAGAUAUUAUUGUCCGUUUUCAAGCGAGUCAGGGAAGAUACACUCCUUUUUUACUAGAACAGGUUCAAAUCCAAAAAGAACAGUUAAAAAAAUUAGGACUUUUUACUGAUUUUGAAAAAUAUUAUAUUACCUUAGAUAAAGAAUAUGAAGCCGAACAAAUCCGAGUUUUUGGCGAAAUGGUGAAAAAGGGCCUAAUUUACCAAGGAUUUCGACCAAUUUACUGGUCUUGCGGACAUGAAACCGCCUUGGCUGAAGCAGAAAUAGAAUAUUACGAAAAAAAAGAUACUUCUCUUUAUUUUAAAAUUAAGUUAGCAGAAAGAGGAAAAUUAAAAGUAGAAAAAACAUUUUUAGGAGAGAAAUUAUUAGGAAUAAAAUAUUUUCAUCCUUAUCAGAAAGAUAUUAAAAGAUAUAUUGUUGAUGGCAGUGAUUUUAUUGAGGAAGGAGAAGGAACUGGUAUUGUUCACUUAGCUCCGGCUUUUGGUGCUGAGGAUUUUGCGAUAGCAAAAAAGGAAAAAUUGGCUAUUGAAUGCCCUCUAGAGCCUAAUGGAAUAUUUAAUGAAAAAAUUAGAGUUUCAGAAUUAGUUGGAGUUCCGAUUCCAGUUUUAUACCAAGAUGAUAAACCUAUCCUCGAAUCAAAAAUUAUUGAUUAUAUUGCUGAUUUAAUAUCAGAAAAAGGCUCAAAAAGUUAUUUUAAUGGAGAGAUUUUACAGCUUUCACAACAAAAAUUUCCGCAAUUGAUAAAUGAAAAAACAAUUUUAGGACAAGACACUAUGGAUGUUUGGUUUGAUAGUGGAGUUUCUCAUUG